AUGGGAAAAUAUUCUUUAUAUACUGCAGUUUUACUUUGGACGAUGCCUGAUUUAUUAUCAGGAAUAACAUAUAAUAAUAAAGGAGAUCACACUUCACUGUUUUCUUGCUAUUCCCCUGGUCAUUUGGAAGGGAAUGAUACAAUCAAGUUGUUUCUUACCUCAGGUGACUUGGUAGUCAACUGCUAUUUCUUAACUAGAGACAGACCUUCUGAGAUCAGACAGAACCUCAUAAAACUGUUUACAUCAAGAGGACUUGCUCCCACUUUUAGAAUCAUGAAUAGUACUUAUUCUGGUGUCUUUCACUUUAAUUUAACUAUGGGUAUUAAGGAGAAUGCCUGGUUUAUUAGCAUCCCAAGAGAAACAAUCACAUUUAACACAGAUAUUGCGCCAAUAGAGCAAUGGUUUGUAAGUAUCUCAUUACAAGAUGGAGUAACUACUUACAUUACUGAAGGAACACUUUUGGAUCUUAUCCGAGAACCUAUUCUUCAGUGGGAACUUGGGGAACCAAUAAGUCUCAGUCAGUUUAUUAAGAUGAUUCCACAUGUGAAAAGUAUAAGGAUAGCAAAAUGCCCCUGUGCUAAUGAUGUGGUAAUACUUGGUAUCAUAUGUGAUAACAGACUUGAAGGUGUCUACCUAGGCUUGACUGUGUCUGGAUUUUGGGAUAACAAUGGUACCUCAUGGCACAAUUUGACAGAAAAUAUUUGCUCUGUAUUAUCACAAGACUGCCUAGAUUUUUCAUUUGUGGAUGUUGUUUUAACAAAUCAUCAUUUAAUACUUCUCACCUCAUUGGGUCUUUUUACAAGUGAGGAUCUUCGGUAUCCAAAGAAGAAUUUAAUGUUUUCCAGAGCAAACUUUUGUGGUUUUGAAAGGGAAGAUUAUGUGCGGGCAAAACUAUGGUAUCAUGAAAGAUGUUUAGCUAACAGGGAACAAUUUGAAGGUGAUUUUCUUGCUAUCACUUUUGACAAAAACAAGACUUUGAGCCAGACAUCCACUUGUUUCUAUAGUGUAGAUCCAUUUGCUUACUGGAGGCCUUGCUUACCCAAAAUUUCAAAAACAGGGAAAGUCAGUUACAGAAUUGUGUCAUUUCUUAUAGAUGAUGAGCAGAGAACUGCAAUCUACCUUAUGAAGACACAGCAAAGGAUUUCUGUUGCUGUGCGGAAUCUAUAUAAGUCUGUACCACACAUUCAACUGAAAUUUCCAGUUUUCAGAUUUCCUAAGGAUUUUUCUCUUGCUCUUGGAAUGGUCUUCCAUCCUAGGAGUCACUUUCUCUAUGUUUUUGGCAAUCAGGUGUGGCUUUCAACUGAUGGAGGAAACAGUUUUGUGGUGGUAGGCUAUAUGUCAAAUGAUCCCAUAAAGCGCACCUACCAUUCUUUCUACACUUCAGAUAUUGCCUUUCUUUCUAUGUCUUCAACAGUUUAUCUUUCAAAGGCAGGAUUAAGAACUUAUACCAAAUAUGGAAAAGUCAAAGCACCAACUUUUGAAAUAUACUAUGACCAUGUAGGAAUUGGAAUUUUAGUUACUCUGAAUAGAAGUACAUAUAAUGGCAUAGAUAAACAUCCUCUCUUGUCUACAUCAUCACUCACAUCGAUUGAUGGAAAUGUGGCGUUUAAUACUUCACUAGCUCCACAGUAUCUCACUGCAACUAAAAUUAUCUUCUUUGCCUAUGCACCCCUGAAUAAACAGAGUCAAGAUAAAAUGGAUAUAAGAUUUAACCAUAUUCAUGCUGGAAAACAAUUAAAAUCAAGCUCAACUGGAUUUGCUCAUAUAGUGAAGAUUAUGGAACAUGAUCAUGUUGUAGGCUUUCCAACCUCAGCUAUUACAGAAGUGUUAAAACCUUUUAAAGUUGAAAUUGCAAAAGAUAAUCCUUGCUUAUUGAGUACCAUAACCAUUGAAAAAGAUAUAGACCCAUUUUAUAAAAUUAUUCUUCAUUUGAAUGCUUUAGGAUCAUUAUAUAAAUUUAAACGUUCUGACAUUCAGAAGACUGUAGUCAUUCCUGGUUAUAGCAGCUUCCUUCUUAUUCAGUUUAUUGAUUAUACAAAAGCUUUGGCUCUUGCAACGAUGCCUACAAGAGUACCUUUCAAUAAAACUUUUAAAGCGAAUGAAUGGUUGCUAUAUGACUUUUCAAUGAAAUUUGUCUCUACAUGGUCUAUUUCUCCCACCAUUUGUAACCAUUGGAUUCAGCAUGAUGAUGUUCAAACAUCACGAAGUAUUAUUAAAUACAUCGAUCUAGGGGCUACCUACACUUUUAAAAUUAGAAUAAUUCCAAAGAUAAGCAAAGGUGCACGGAUAUUUCAAAUGCCACAUGUAGAAGUAUUCAGUGGACGUCCAACCUUGAUGGAAAUAGAUUCUCUUAGCUAUUGGGAUGACACUGACAGUUACAUAAUUGAAAUUAAAGCCAUCAAUAGAUAUUUACGACAAGGUAUGACUUCAGUUUCUUUCGUAGUUUGGCAAGCAUCAACAGUUUGCUAUAUAUCAACAAUUAUAUUAACACUGAAGAGCAGCUGUAGUUAUAUCAAAAACAUGUAUCUUAUUCCUAAUCAAGAGAUUUCCAUGUCUGCCUGGGAAAAGGGAAUACAUAGAAAUAAACAUGGUUUCAAUAUGAUCAAAACCUUGCCGGAAAACUACAGACCUCCAUCUCACUUGGGAAUAGCUAUCCCACUUACAGACAACUUUUAUAAUGCCGAUCCCAGCAAACCUAAGCCAAGAAAUUUAUUUCCUGAAUCAAGAGUAACUGGAAAAUAUAAGAAGUGUUUGAAUAAAUCCUCUCGAGCAGAGUGUAAUUGCUCCACUUCAGAGAAGUUUUCUUACAGUAUGGAUUUCUCAGACUGCAGGGAAAAGGUCCCUCGGUAUAAGUUUCCUGUUAGCCAGUAUCCCAUCUCUUUGAACAUCCUCAAUGAAGAUCAUGAAGAACUCAAGAUGGAGCCUCCAUUUUUGGUUACUGUAACUGAAGUGAAUCGAAGGAAAAACUGGAAAAUCAGACAGCAAAUGCCAGAAACUAUGGAGAAACUGAAGAAGUAUGUAGAAAGUAAGAUUUUUCUUCCUGUAUAUAAUCCAAAGGACCUCAACCUAAGCAUAACCGGUUCUGAACUCUUCCAUUUCAGAGUGGUAGUUAUUCCUGGAGUCACUUUUUGUAACUUUUAUGAUGAGUUUCAGAUCUAUGUAGAUGAAGUACCACUUCCAUUUCCAGGAAGACUUCUUAUUGCCACUACAACAGCUGUAGUUCUGGGGGGGAUCAUUUUUGUAGCAUUUAUGUUGGAAAUAUAUAAUAUCAAAGUGUGGAAACCAUUUAAAAAUAUGAUAAUAGGAAAGAAGAAAAUGUCAUUCUCAAUUAGGCCUGUUAGAAUAGCAGCAGAAAAUGUAACAUGA
This is a messenger RNA of Dromiciops gliroides (monito del monte), 3366 nucleotides long. RefSeq names its product cation channel sperm-associated protein subunit beta-like. The transcript is spliced from 26 exons. The coding region runs from base 1 to 3366 and encodes 1121 amino acids. Gene Ontology annotation, cellular component: cilium; CatSper complex. NCBI's taxonomy places the organism in Eukaryota, Metazoa, Chordata, Mammalia, Microbiotheria, Microbiotheriidae. The record is from RefSeq and is a predicted model, not a curated record.